UGUUGUCUUCCCUUCAGUGAAGACAGUGUGCAGUGUCUACUGUGUAGUCUUCCCUUCUGUUCAGUUUUCAGACUUCACUUGAAAAUUGGAAUCCAGUCACAUUUUGAUCUUCUGCAUUUUACGUGAAUUCAACUCAACAGUACGGGUUAAUGUGCCAUUUUUCUAUCCAUCUCUGCAACUGUUCUUCAAAAGCUGAGUUUGCUGCUUGCUAGAGAACCCAGAAAAGGAGAACAGCCAAGGCUGAGGAUUGAGUGAGGGAAGAAAACAUGGGUGGUCUCUGUCUUUCCCUUUCCACUCUAGUUUUAAUGAUGGUUACAGCUUCGGAGCUGCUGUUGAAAGGGGAUUCGAAAACGUAUUGGGGAGAUGUAAAAGGUUUGAAACAGCUGAAGAAGGGGCUUGACUCUGGGUCAGUGACCCCUGGAUCUUGUUUGAGUUCAUGGGAUUUCUCCGUCGACCCAUGUGAUCACAUCUUCUCCGAUCGCUUCACCUGUGGUUUCCGAUGUGACCUCGUCGUUUCCGGCAUCAGCCGGGUCACCGAGGUCAGCCUCGACCAAGCUGGUUACACUGGUUCACUCUCCUCCUCCGCCUGCAACUACCUCCCUUACUUGGAAUCCCUCAACCUCGCUGAUAAUUCCUUGGCCGGAUCAAUCCCCACCUCCAUCUCCAACCUCACGCGUCUCCGCCGUCUCGCUCUCUCGGAAAACUCUUUCGCCGGUGAGAUACCCACCUCGAUUGGCUCUCUCUUUGCCCUGGAGGAGCUCUACCUCGACCACAACCAACUUCUGGGCCCAAUUCCGGCGAGCUUCAAGGGUCUGGCUAGCCUCAAAAGACUAGAGCUUCAGGGGAACAAACUCUCUGGCGAGUUACCUGACCUGGGUUCCCUCAAGAACCUCACUUUCUUGGAUGCCAGCGACAAUGCAAUCUCCGGUAGAGUUCCGGUGGGUUUGCCUGGUUCCCUGGUUGAGAUCUCCAUGAGGAAUAACAGUCUGGAAGGAAAUCUCCCGGAGAAAAUCAGCGAUUCAGGGUUUCUGCAGGUAAUGGAUCUGAGCCAUAACCAAUUAUCGGGUGCUGUUCCAUCAAUUGUGUUCCAACACCCGUCUCUGCAACAGCUCACUCUGUCCCACAAUCAGCUGUCAUCGAUACAGGUGCCCAGCGACAUGGGUGCCAGGAGCGAACUUGUAGUCCUGGAUCUGAGUUACAACCAGCUUCAGGGGUUGUUGGCGGCAUUCAUGGCGAUGAUGCCAAAGCUGUCGGCUCUGUCGUUGGAGAAGAACAAGUUCACAGGAAUGAUACCGUCGCAGUACGCACUGAAAGCGGGGGUUCCGAGUGAGGGGACAUCACCAUUUGCAAGGUUGUUGCUUGGGGGAAACUACUUGUUUGGUCCGAUUCCAGGGCCAUUAAUGACGAUGAAACCGGGUAAUGCGAAUGUAAGCCUAGUGGAUAACUGCUUGUAUAGGUGCCCGGAGACCUUCUUCUUCUGUCAAGGUGGGUUGCAGAAAUCGUCAAUGGCAUGUAAAAGCUUUGGGCCUGUAAUCCCUUGAAACUUGAAGACGGAAAUGACUGUUGAGAGAAU
Molecule: messenger RNA, 1573 nt
Organism: Telopea speciosissima
Lineage: Eukaryota; Viridiplantae; Streptophyta; Magnoliopsida; Proteales; Proteaceae
Product: DNA damage-repair/toleration protein DRT100-like
Exons: 1
Coding region: 267-1541 (424 amino acids)
Molecular function (GO): protein binding
Source: RefSeq, a predicted model, not a curated record